AUGGUUCUCUUGGACGGUCAACCAUCGUCUUCCGAAUAUGCUGCCGCGCGCAAUCUCGCCGAGCUUGCAGUCGAGAGAGCCAGCCUAGCCACGAAGCGCGUCUUAGCAACGAUUCCAUCUCUCCAGGACAAGAUCCACCCUGAGUCACCUCUCUCCCGAUAUCUUAAGUCACAAACACCAGAUAGGCAAUGUGACGGGACAUGGGCUAGCCUUAAUAAAUUUUUAAAGGAUGACAAAUCCGUCGUGACUGUCGCCGACUAUGCCGCGCAAGCCCUUCUGAUAGCUGCCAUCCGCGCCAGUGAAAAGUUCAAGAACGACAAGAUCAUAGCAGAGGAAAGUAUUGAGCGCCUGCGUUCUGAUCCCGAAUUUAGGAGGCGGGUAUUCGAGGUUGUUGAGUCAACGAAACUCGAUAAUUGGGGAGAGAAAGCAUUAGGGGGAAGCUCUGCAAGGCCAAACAAUGAAGAGGAGUUGUUAAAACUAUUCGAAGGUUUGGUCCCGAAGAGAGGACCACAGACCAUCCGAAAGGGAGACCGGUUUUGGUGUAUGGACCCGGUGGAUGGCACAUCUCGAUAUUUGACAGGAGGGCAAUAUGCGGUGAUGUUGGCCCUUGUGGACGGUGAAGGGGAAGCUGUUGCUGCCGUGGGGUGUCCUAACCUCCGGUUGCCUGCCAGCAGGAGGAGUUUCGAUAUUGGAGACGAUGAUUUUGUGUUGGAUUCGAAUGCGGAUUUGGCAGGAUUUGGAUGCCUACUCUCCGCCGAAAGAUGUCAAGGCGCAAGGGUGAGAAGAAUGUGGCCUGGUACCUUCGAGGAAAAGGACCUCUCCCGCGAAAACUUGGGUUCGGAACUUCUCAGUCGAAACCUUCUGCCCCCGCCAGCAGCUGAUCUCAGCAACGUGUUGUUUGUUGAUUCACCUACAAGUCCUGCGUCUCUCUCAGAGAAAGUCAAAGAACUGUGUACACGACUGAAUGUCAGUUACCCUCCAGAGCAGAACUCUGGUCCGUACGCUAGCCAUAUGCGCAACGUACGAGCCAUAUUUGGUGGACGGAACUUGGUCCAGGUGCGCUGGCCGAAACCUGGUCCCAAGGAGAUCUGGGAUAUCCAUGAUCAUGUCGGGACGCAGUUGAUCUAUAGGGAAUCUGGACCUGGUAAAGUGACCGAUCUUCGAGGCAAGACAUUCGAUUUUGCGAAAGGACAGUCGAGACUCACCGAUAACUGGGGGCUUGUCAUGGCGGAUCCGAGUAUUCAUGACACACUCAUUCAGAAACUUGAAGAGAUGCUAAAUGAGGAGAAAGAGAAAAAAAAUCCAGCGCUACGAAUGUUUUGGUAA
Thermochaetoides thermophila DSM 1495 is the source of this 1326-nucleotide messenger RNA. RefSeq lists its product as uncharacterized. Gene Ontology annotation, molecular function: 3'(2'),5'-bisphosphate nucleotidase activity. The coding region runs from base 1 to 1326 and encodes 441 amino acids. The transcript has a single exon. The record is from RefSeq and is a predicted model, not a curated record. Gene Ontology annotation, biological process: sulfate assimilation. Lineage: Eukaryota; Fungi; Ascomycota; Sordariomycetes; Sordariales; Chaetomiaceae.